AUGGCCACCAACCAGCGAUGUAAUGUACUUGGGUCCACGUGCUUGCCAACCAAGAGAAUGAGCGGUGUUUGGAGGUAGCCCGACGUGGUAACGCUAGCUGCGCAAGUGACAUGCAUGAUACGCUCUCUUCAUGACCUAUUUUGGCAUUCGAGUGUAGUCAGUGCGCGAGAGUCCCUGUUUCACGACCUUUAGUUUUGUCUGCGAUAUAAGAGAAUAUUAAUAUUCUCUUAUAGUGAGAUACUGUUUAAGAGAAUUCUCUCUUAUUCCGUAGCCAACACGAUAUAACAGAAAGCCGGAUUUGAUUUAAGAGAGUGAAAUUGGCUUGUACCGACCCUCUCUUAAACCGUAGCCGAUA
Molecule: messenger RNA, 355 nt
Organism: Ectocarpus sp. CCAP 1310/34
Lineage: Eukaryota; Phaeophyceae; Ectocarpales; Ectocarpaceae
Source: the annotation of a GenBank genome assembly